Pyricularia grisea is the source of this 489-nucleotide messenger RNA. RefSeq lists its product as uncharacterized. The transcript is spliced from 2 exons. The record is from RefSeq and is a predicted model, not a curated record. Bases 1 to 489 code for a protein of 162 amino acids. Lineage: Eukaryota; Fungi; Ascomycota; Sordariomycetes; Magnaporthales; Pyriculariaceae.
AUGUCAGACGCCCGGGUCAUGCUCGCGGCGGCACACGGCGGUUUUGACAUGCUCACGACGCUAGACUCGAUGGAGCACGACAUUGGAAUCAAGGAAGACUACCAAGGGGGGUGGGUGGAAUAUGAACUCCUGUACUUCAUCUUCCACACGUCUCCCAACAAGGGCGACACCUCCCUGGUCCAUUUCAUCAUGGAAAUGGUCGACUCCUGGCCCAGACGACAUCAGUGGACGCAUUGGGUCUACCCUACGUUCGAGAAAGGGCUGCUGCGGGACGCCGAGGCCGUCUUCGACACACGGGAGACGGUUUGGGCGUGCCGUGGCCAUGGCGCGGAUGCACGGGCUGAAGUCGAUGCUCGACGUCCUGGCUGGGCUCGGGGCUGCGGUCGAGGACGCGGGCUUGCUAGCGCCAUUGUGGGCAUAUUUAUGUUUAUCAAGGCAAUUGGAGAAGAUGCUUGCUCCGGGGCUGCUGAGAUUUUUGAUCCCACCUAA